Messenger RNA from Phialemonium atrogriseum, 1011 nucleotides. RefSeq lists its product as uncharacterized. The coding region runs from base 48 to 782 and encodes 244 amino acids. NCBI's taxonomy places the organism in Eukaryota, Fungi, Ascomycota, Sordariomycetes, Cephalothecales, Cephalothecaceae. The transcript has a single exon. The record is from RefSeq and is a predicted model, not a curated record.
CUUUGGUUAGAAACACGCUGACUGUUGAGUUUGACCAGCAUUAGAACAUGUUCCGCAACGUUGGGAAGAGGCCCGGGCCAAAGAACAAGAAAUUCUACCAGAUGCUGCCUCGUGUUGGCUUCGUCUGGCCAUGUGGUGACUUCAUGUAUUGGGAUGCUGUCGAAUUCCAAGAUGCAUUCGAAGAAGUGUGUCUCGCCAGCACCAAGUCAAAACAGCAAUUCGAUAUGAUGCUGGCUGGCCUUAUCAUCGGUCCCUUGAGGGAGGCCACGGAUGAUCUCUACGACUUGCAACCGAUGAAUUUCUGGGUGCAAGCACAGGCUAGGGGGCUGUCUACCAUCCUCUCAGCUUCCCACAUGGAUGUUGAGGCUGCCUACCGUUUCGUCUUUAAGGCAGUCAAGGCCCGCCGGGCAUUCCACAAGCGCCAAAGAGGACAGCCGCAGAUCCUGAAGGAAGGAUGGCUUGCGAGGGCCGUCGAUAGGCUCAUCUCCCACUUCCAAGCGGCCCCAAUCCAUUUCGAGACCUACCUUGGCUACUAUGUCAAACCAGACUUGAAAUUCUAUGGCCCGUACGACUACCGAAACAUCCUGGUGCGCCGUGACUGGCAGCGCAGGUGUGUGGAGGGUAAGAAUGCCGCGCCAUCCGUCCCCCUCGAGCCCAUGCCGCUCCCACAACUAAUGAAUGGGAUUUGGCCCCGCCCAAUCCCCUACAUGGAAGAUCUCCAGUGCGAUGCCAUCGGGAACGGCAUCAUCUUGGCAAAACCGGGUGAUUUUCUGUCGUUCUAGACCUGUCAAGUGUUGUUGCUCUCGAGCUCGGAUACGGCAAUGUCCAGAUGGAUUGGUCGGGGCCACACGGAUUCAACCCACAGCGUGUAUUCUACAGGAGUGUGCCCCAUGGGCGUUCCUCCAACACGGACCGAUACUAUUCGCCCGUCAUUUUUCAGCGCGGAUCUCCCUUGCUGUGCUGUGCCUCAUGACGAGGUUUUUUCCCUUUUUCCUUCUUCCUUUUGUCUCG